CCCCCCCCCCCCGCCCCAAAAAAAAAAAAUUGACUUAAAGCAGGCGCACUUGCUUGCCACAAGAAAGCCCCGGCAAAGUUACCAGUGGAUGUUAAGUCGGACUAAAGUAUAUUCCAACCAUGCCACCAGUGGAUGACAGCGGAUCUUCAAACACGUCUCUGAUCAAUUUCCUGUUACGUGCUUUUGCGACAAAUGGGCAGCAGGUGGUCACAGAGCAAGUGUUGGAAGAGCAAGAACAGGGACCUUCACCCGAAAAUAUGGAACUGGACACCGUGGAGAGAGCUGUGGAGGAGUUUGUGGAUUUGGAUGAGAGUGAGGAUGAUACACCGGACAUAGCUUUAAGCAGCACUGCAGGUGCUGAUUGCAAUGGUCUGGGUGAAGAGGUCGUUGCGGCGACCUCGGCUGAGGUUAUCCAGGAAAACGGCGACGGCGAUGCCAACCAGGACGACACCGAGCCUUGGCCUGAAAGGUCCCCGGGCAUCCGGCUUGCGCCUCCUGACGAAGACGGGGGGCCCGAGUAUAUGCCACCCAUGCCACCAGUGGAUGACAGCGGGUCUUCACACAUGUCUAUGGUCGAUUACCAGUUACGUGCUUUUGCGACAAAUGGGCAGCAGGUGGUCACAGAGCAAGUGUUGGAAGAGCAAGAACAGGGACCUUCACCCGAAAAUAUGGAACUGGGCACCGUGGAGAGAGCUGUGGAGGAGUUUGUGGAUUUGGAUGAGGGUGAGGAUGAUACACCGGACAUAGCAUUAAGCAGCACUGCAGGUGCUGAUUGCAAUGGUCUGGGCGAAGAGGUCGUUGCGGCGACCUCGGCCGAGGUUAUCCAGGAAAACGGCGACGGCGAUGCCAACCAGGACGACACCGAGCCUUGGCCUGAAAGGUCCCCGGGCAUCCAGCUUGCGCCUCCUGACGAAGACGGAAGGCCCGAGGUCAGCGGCCCAGCGCCGAAGACCCCUGCACCUUCGGCCUCCAAGGCCCACGUGUUCUUCUUUGACCGGGCGUUGCAGGAAGAGGAGCCCCCUCAGCCUGCAUGCGACCCCCCAUUCCGGGCCCAGCUGGAAGAGGCCAGACAGCAGCUGCGCUACCUGAUGAAGGAGUCCGGACAGGGCCUGGACAGCGUUACCAAGGCCCUCCUGAAGAACAGUGGCGAUGUGCAGGCUGCCCUGCAGUACCUCCGCCACGGGCCACAGGGGUACCUGUGGGACCCGCGCGAUGACCCCCUCCUCCGCUCAGGUGGCCAUUUUCGGCACAUCCUCGAACAGAAGUACGGAAAGGCGGCCGUGGCCAGGAGGAUUUAUUUCCUUGAGAUCCAGUUCAACGAGAUCAGAGUGACUUACAGCUGUUUGCAACGUCAGUUAACUCCUGCUACGUGGCCAAGUUCUAGGGGCCCUUAAAUUCCUCAUUUGUGUUGUUCUGUAUCUCAUUUUGUCUGGAUUUUUUCUUCUUUUGUUGCGUAAAUGAGAACAUGCUUUGUUUAGACAUCUCAUCCCUGCCUGUAUCCCAGGCACUUGAUAUGAAUGUCACUUGUUCUUAAUUAUAACCAUUUUGUUAAACUUUAACCCGAAAAAUACACCUAUGUAUAGGUCAUUUAAAGGUGUUGUAUAGAAUGUCAUUUUUAUUUCUGUAUUAACAGUACUAAUAGUACCGCAUUUCUGUAAACCAGUGUUACAGCAUUAUGUUCUGAACACGUGUUCAGAAUAAUUUAGAAAUUUGCAUUUACUCAUUUAAAAUGACUGUAGUUUGGCCCCGCGAUGCUCCGUAGACUGGAGUCGCUUGUUGCAGUUGGAUUGUUGUUGUCAAAAUAAAAACGGGAGCCUCAGUUCCAAACUG
Molecule: messenger RNA, 1830 nt
Organism: Anguilla rostrata (American eel)
Lineage: Eukaryota; Metazoa; Chordata; Actinopteri; Anguilliformes; Anguillidae
Exons: 7
Coding region: 120-1394 (424 amino acids)
Source: RefSeq, a predicted model, not a curated record